CUGGAGGUCCCUGGACUCCUAGAUUCCCAUGAGAUCCUUUCAUCCCCAGCCCUGGUCUCUAUUUGCACCGCUAGAAUAUUUCUGUGCUUCCUGGCAGGACCUCGGGCAAGUCCCUUGUUAUCUCUGAGCUCUAGUUCCUUCCUCUACAAAAAAGGGUAGUUGCCAUCUCCCAAAAUUGUUGUGAGAGUUAAACAAGAUAUGUCUGCAAGGAAAACAUUCAGUAGGUGGUCAUUUCAACACCCUGCUUUCACUGCCUUUCUUCCCUAGCACCUGGAGCCUCUCUGCCUCGGAGUUGGAUCCAGUUGGCCCAGUUACUGGAGUAGAUUAGUUUUGAAUGUCACUUAAUCUCAGCAGUCCUUCCUUAUUCGGAGCCCUGGGGGAGAUAGGGCUGGUAUAAAUCUGCAUCAACUUCCUGGAUCAGAGACGCAGGAGGAUGGAGCAAGGCACUGGAGCCAAGCUGCUGCUGUUGCUGUGUGUGGCGCACUGCAGACAUUCACAAGCAGAUGGACCGAGGGACCAAGAAUCAGUCAUUGAAGUGACCAAUGGGGGCCCUUGGGGCGACUGGGCCUGGCCUGAGAUGUGUCCUGAAGGAUACUUUGCCAGCGGAUUUUCACUCAAGGUGGAGCCGGUUCAAGGCAUUCCUGGCGACGACACCGCUCUGAACGGGAUUCGGCUGCACUGCACUCGUGGGGGUGCCCAGAGUGUCAUAGAAUCCAAAUCUGGAAGGUGGGGUUCGUGGAGUGAGCCAAUGUGGUGUCCCAACAGAAGCUUCCUAGUGGCUUUUGCUCUUCGGGUAGAACCAGCUGUGAUCCCCGGGGACAACACUGCAGCAAACAACCUGCGCUUCCGCUGCUCAGAUGGCACGGAGCUGGAGGGGCCUGGGCUGAAUUGGGGAGAAUUUGGAGAGUGGAGCAACUCAUGCUCCAAAGGUGUGUGUGGCUUGCAGACCAAGAUCGAGGAGCCUAGAGGUCUUCGAGAUGACACUGCACUGAACGACCUCCGAUUAUUCUGCUGCCACACUUGAAGUGCUUGCUGCCCUCUUCCUUGCGGGGACAGGGAUGCCAGUCCCAUCCCCUGCUGUAG
Molecule: messenger RNA, 1083 nt
Organism: Octodon degus (degu)
Lineage: Eukaryota; Metazoa; Chordata; Mammalia; Rodentia; Octodontidae
Gene: Vmo1
Product: vitelline membrane outer layer 1 homolog
Exons: 3
Coding region: 434-1024 (196 amino acids)
Source: RefSeq, a predicted model, not a curated record